Molecule: messenger RNA, 639 nt
Organism: Acanthocheilonema viteae
Lineage: Eukaryota; Metazoa; Nematoda; Chromadorea; Rhabditida; Onchocercidae
Source: the annotation of a GenBank genome assembly
AUGGAUAACUCAGUCAAUGAAACACAACUGGACAAAAAUUCAAGGAUUUCGAGCCCUAAACCUACGAAGAAACACGACGAGCUAUUGAAAUCAAGUGAAGAAAUAUUGCGUAAAUUGGAUGAGGUUCGACAGAGCAAAGCAUAUGAAAUGAUGAAGUACGAAACGAUCGCACGAAUGAAUGCUUCAAGCGUUAGUGCUUAUUUGCUACAACAACGCUUGAAGCCAAGUGAAGUACAACGGUCAGGAAUGGAUGCAAUGCUUCAAAAACACCAUGAAGAAAUGAAAAAUCAUGCUGCUACAAUUAUUCAACAAUUUUUUCGACGAAUUACUCGUGAGAAGCAAAUCCAUCGAAUAUUGUGCACCUGGAAAUGGAUACCACUAGCAAAACGUGUGCGAUACAUUGAAGUUAUAGCAGAACGUAUGUCAGGUGGUACUGUACCUCGUAGAAUCGAUCAUUCAAUUAUUAAAAAUAAGCUUGAUGAACGUAAAAAAACGAUAAAUGCAAAUACUGACAAUUAUGUUCGACGUGAACAACUGAUUAAACGUAUUGCAAAUGAUUUGACGUUACUUAAUGGUAUAACGAAUAUUGAUGAUUUGAUGAAAAUUAAUUCAAAUAAUUUGUCCGUCGAGAAACAAUAA